UUCAAGCCGGGGGGGCGGGGUUGGAUAUAUACCUCCGACUCCAGGCCACAAGCUACACUGAGACUGGACCCACUUGCAGUGCAAGGACCACAAGCAAGAAGACUCCGAAGCCGGGAGUAGAAGUACCAACAUUUAUCCUGGAGCUUAGAGAGAAAAGACAAGCGAGACCACAACGUUUGGUUCUACGGACUGUCUGCUGGAGCUCCGAUUCAACCCAAUUUGUCACCCCGCUAUACGCCAGUUUCUCUGGAUAUAGCAUCUAAACGAAGUUGGUAGUAAACUCUUUGGAGUUUGGUUAGAGUCGAAUUAUUUUUUCUUUGCUUGUGAGAGUGGACUGCACUGAAACUUGGGAUCGACCCACUUGGGUCGGGUUUGGACCUGGCGCAUUCUUUCAGCGGCUUCAAACACUGCGAAAGUUUUUGGCCAGAGCACAGAUCUGAAGACUUUGAGUCGAGUCAGACUUUGAGAAACACUCAGCAGCUGCUACCCGAGUCCUGAAGACCUCAGGACGACCGGUCAGAGAGCCACUGACGAGACUUCAAAGAAGAGUUUUCAAGAUCCCUCUUUGAUACAGACAUGACUGACUGUCUGAUGCACUAAAAUCUACUAAUCCAACAAUUCUUCAGAGGGUUUGCGAAGACAAACUAAAGAUCUGGAACAAGUGCAGUAACUUGCAACAAAGAAGUCAAAUAAACAACGUAGUCGAACCAGAAAUCGCAGAUUCGACAUCAACACCGUCCUCUUGCAAGGCCGACCCAAUGGCGCGGUCAGCUCUUACCGGCCCCUGUGUGGCCCUCGUCCUACUCUUCUUCGGUUUGACCUCCGGCACUCCCUCCGGCCCUGCCUCCGCAACCUGCGCCACCUUGGAGCAAAGCCGCUUCUUCGGUGUGUUCUCCUCGACAACCACGCUGCCCUCAACGCCAUGCUCCUGGACCCUGCAGAACCCCGAUCCUCGCCGCUACACAGUCUACAUGAAAAUCACCAAGCCCACUGACUCCUGCGUGCCCCGCCAGAUCAGAACCUUCCAGUUCGACUCCUUUAUCGAGACCUCUCGCACCUACUUGGGUAUGGAGAGCUUUGAUGAGGUGGUCCGGCUGUGCGACGCUUCAACCACCGUCACCUACCUGGAGUCGAGCAAGCAGUUUCUGCAGAUCCGCAAAGUGGCACCAAGAAAUGCUCUGGCGAUCGUGGAGGGAGAGAAUGAUGUCAGCGAGUUCAAGGCUGAGUUUCUGGUUGUAGGGAAGAGGAACCCAAGCAUGCCUGCCUGCCAGAUGUUGUGCCAGUGGCUGGAGAAGUGCCUGUCCAGCAGCACCCAUGGUUAUCCCUGCGGCAUCAUGAACACCCCCUGCCAGUGCUGGGAGGCACCAAAGAGGAAGCCAGGAAGCUGCUACAGAGGUGGCGUCUACGUAGAGAAAUGCACCCCUGUACCCAAAGACGUCGGACGCGAUGCUGAGAUCAUCAAAGGCUGGGCUGACUGGAGCCGCUGGUCUGUGUGUAGCCAGGAAUGUGGUGGUGGAGUCCAGGUGCGUAACCGAGCCUGCCAGCCUGAUGACGCUGUGUGCGAGGGAACAGUUGAAGAAGGGCGCGCUUGCAACCCCCAGCCAUGCAUCGGCAAAGAACGCAGCAGAAGUCAGGGUCUGCGGGCUAUCGUCGGUCUGAAGAGAGACAAUACUGAUGAGUCCAGCUAUGGAGCUGUUGCCCCUCAAACAGAAACCAAGACGGAUGAGUGGUCCUCCUGGAGUGAAUGCUCAGUUUCCUGCGGAGAGGGCUCGCAGAGCCGUUCACGUGUCUGUGCCACUUCCUCCUAUACCACCCAGUGCACCGGACCCCUGAGGGAGAGCCGGCCAUGCAAUAACACAGUCGUUUGCCCUGUGGAUGGUGCCUGGGAUGAGUGGACCCCCUGGAGCUUGUGCUCCUCCACGUGCGGCCGUGGUUAUCGUGAUCGUACCCGCAAAUGUAAGCAGCCCCAGAAUGGGGGAGAGCCUUGCCGCGGCGCCUCAAGACAAACCAAGUUCUGCAACAUUGCUGUCUGCCCAGUGGAUGGAUCUUGGAAUGAGUGGUCUGCCUGGACUACUUGCUCUGCCUCUUGCUCCAACGGCACCAUGCAAAGAACAAGAGAGUGCAACGGGCCAUCUUAUGGAGGAUCAGAGUGCCAUGGCAGCUGGAAAGAGUCAGCCAACUGCUUUCUUAAAGAUUGUCCAGUUGACGGACGCUGGCAUGCGUGGAGCUCUUGGGGCAGCUGCAGCAAGACCUGUGGUGGAGGCAUCCAGCAGAGACAGAGAGUCUGUGAAGGGCCAUUCUUUGGAGGAGAACCUUGCCCCGGUGAAAAGGGGGAACAGAAGCGCUGCAACGAGAAGCGAUGCCCUGAGCCACAUGAGAUCUGCCCUGAGGAGCACACCGGAGAUGUUGUGUGGAAAAGAACUCCUGCAGGAGAUAUGGCUGCCAUUGCAUGCCCCGCUGAUGCCUCAGGUCUGAUUCUGCGCCGCUGCACCCUUGAUGCCGUAGGGCUUGCUUCCUGGGAGAACCCAUCUCACGUCCACUGUGUUUCCAAGAACUAUGAGAACAUUCAGACUCUGUCAAGGGAUUACAUCUCUAAAGCACAAAUUGGCCAAAGCGUGGAUGGCGUUGCUGAGGUGAUUUCACGCCUGAGAUUCUCAUCUGAUGAGGGGGCCAAGUACAGCGGUGAUCUCUUGGCUGUCAUGGAUAUCCUGAGGAACACCACUGAACUGUACCAGGGAACCAGGCUGAGACUGAGUAACGCUGAUGUUGAGAAUUAUGUCCAGACCAUCAGUAACUUGCUGAAGGAGGAGCACCGUGACAAAUGGGAAGAGGCACAGCUGAUGGGUGCCACAAUCAAAGACUUCCUCCGCAUAGUUGAAGACUUUGUGAACAUGAUCGGUUUGCAAAUGAGCGGCUUCCAGGACAUCUAUGAAGUCACCGAGAAUUUAGUGUUGAGUAUCCACAAGCGCCCCACGACCACAAGUUCCAACUUCACAUUCCCUGUGAAAGGCUGGAGGGGCAUGCUGGACUGGGUCAGGAAUUCUGAGGAGAAAAUCUCUGUGUCCCGUGACGCACUGUCCAUCAAACAGUCUGAUGGCAACGAUCCUUUUGUGACUGGCAUUGUCCUCUACAGAAACCUUGCUUCUAUUAUGUCCUUCCAGAGUAACACAACGCUGAUCAACUCCAAGGUGGUGUCAGUAAUUGUCAAACCCACCCCGACUCUCCUGUCAACCCCUGUUGAGAUCGAGUUCCCCCACCUCCACAAUGGUACAACGAACGAGACGUGCCUGUCAUGGGACGAAAGCGAAUCCUCCUCUCUGCUUGGGUCUUGGUCUGCUCGGAGCUGCAGAGCGGUGCCCGUUCAUUCAUUCAGAACCAAAUGCGUGUGUGACAGCCUCUCCACCUUCGCCAUUUUAGCGCGCGUCAACUUCGACUCGAUCAUGGACAAAGCACUGCUCCCAUCCGUGACUCUCAUUGUUGGCUGUGGGGUCUCUUCUCUCACCCUGCUGCUCCUUAUCAUCAUCUACGUCUCUGUGUGGAAGUACAUUCGCUCAGAGCGCUCCGUUAUCCUCAUCAACUUCUGCCUCUCCAUUAUAUGCUCCAAUGCCCUCAUUCUUAUUGGCCAAACUCAGGCUCGCAAUAAGGUGGUCUGCACCCUUGUGGCAGCCUUGCUCCACUUCUUCUUCCUCUCCUCUUUCUGCUGGGUGCUGACAGAAGCUUGGCAGUCUUACAUGGCCGUCACUGGUCGUCUGCGCAACCGCAUCAUCCGCAAGCGUUUCUUGUGCUUGGGCUGGGGCCUUCCCGCUCUGGUGGUUGCUGUGUCUGUGGGUUUCACUAAAGCAAAGGGAUACGGCACCGUCAACUACUGCUGGCUGUCUCUUGAGGGUGGGCUCCUCUACUCCUUUGUUGGUCCUGCAGCAGCUGUUGUUUUGGUUCGUACUCUGACUUUAAUGUCCCAGUCCUCAACGGUGAACAUGGUCAUUGGCAUUCUUGUCUUCAACAAGCUUGUAUCCAAGGACGGCAUCACCGAUGUGAAACUGAAGGAGAGAGCUGGAGCAUCACUGUGGAGUUCCUGUGUGGUUCUGCCCCUCUUGGCCCUCACCUGGAUGUCCGCUGUCCUGGCCAUCACAGACCGGCGUUCGGCUCUGUUUCAGAUCCUCUUUGCCGUCUUUGACUCCCUGGAGGGUUUCAUCAUUGUCAUGGUGCACUGCAUCCUGCGCAGAGAGGUUCAAGAGGCUGUGAAGUGCAGAGUAGUUGACCGCAAGGAUGAUGGAAAUGGAGACUCUGGCAGUUCCCAUCACAAUAGCCACCCCCAGCACAUGCAGUCUGAUAAUGAAAAAGAUGGAGAUUCAAGCAGACAAGGCAUGCUAAGCUCUUCUGACGAGAAGAUGGCCCCUCCUCAGCUGCCUCUUCCCAUGGGCUCCAACUUCCACACCCUGCCAUCCAAGAGUAGUCACAUGCAGGCGGUUCCCGAGUACUCCAGCCACACCCUGACCCUGAAGAGAGAGAAAAGCCGUCUGGCAGGAGGAGUUGACCCAUCCUGCGGGAAACCAGUAUACGUCUGCGAGGGGGAGCUUUUCCAGCAGCUGGAUGUGGAUCUCGCCCAUGCUCAGGCCGAGGGCAGCCUGUCUGACGGCAGUGGCUAUGUUCUCAUGCCAAAUACUACCUCCACCCUGAGGUCCAAGCCUAAAGAUGACACCACAAAAUACAACAUCAAUGUGGAGCAGCUGCCUCAGGCCAGACUCAUGCACCUCGGCGGGCCCUUCGCUGAGCCCCAGGCGGCCUUCGGGAUGUCAUCAAUCCCACCUGAUCAAGUCAGCAUGUCGUAUUCAGAGAGAGACUCGCCCAUCCAGAACAUCCACAACAUGUCCAGCGAAUCUCACAUCACCCACAGCAGCUUGGAGAACACCUUCGAGUCUAUGAACUCCAUGAUGUCCAAGAGUGAGACCAUCUCCACCCUGUCCAUGAGCUCUUUGGAGCGACAAAAAUCACGCUAUGCAGAGUUGGACUUUGAGAAAAUAAUGCACACCAAGAAACGCCAUCAGAACAUGUUCCAGGACCUUAACAGGAAGCUGCAUCACGCUGAGAAAGAUAGAGAGUCCCCUGCUUCUGACAGCAAGUCUGUGAGAUGGAGUGUGUCAUCAGGAGGAAGUGACAAAACGAACCACAGCGACAAACAGCAGGCUCCUCUGGAGAGGCCAUGGGAAGGAGUCCGGGGAAUGCAGCAGUCCCCCCCUGCAUGGGUGCGCAAAGACCUGGAGCCCCUAGCUGCCUCGCCACUGGAGCUGCACUCUGUGGAGUGGGAGAAGGCCGGCACCACUAUUCCCCUGGUGGGGCAGGACAUUAUCGACCUGCAAACUGAGGUCUGAGGGGGGAGUAAGGGGCUAGCAAAGCCACUUGAUUUCACCUCAGUCACCUUUUUUGGUUUGGGAAUGGGAUCCUGUAUGGAUAGAGUAGAGGAAGCCAAAAAAGGGAAGGAAUGAGAUCCCAGAAUCUGUGUCUUCAAACCCUCAGCCUGAGCAGGAAGGGAGGGGUAGAAGGAGUGAUGGGGGAGUGGUGGUGAUAGUGAUGGGAUGUAUAAUGUAGCUUCUCUGUGUGGACUCUUAUAAGAGUGCUCUUAAGGUCAAAAUGGUUAGCGGAGCAACCAGCGGAGUCCAUGGAGCAGGACUGUCUGUGGUUUCAUUAACGCCUAACUGGGAGUUACCUGAACCCUGCAGCCUGAGUGUCAGAAGAUGUGGUCGACAUGUCUGUGCUUCUUUUCUCCUUCGACUCAGCCUUGGAGAAAAAUGAACAAACAUUGAAACGGCAGGUCCUCCCUGUUUCUUGGGGAGGGGGGGCACACCCGGAACUCUUAGCUGCUCUGUUUGCAGCCAUGUUACCUUCCAAAACAUGACGAGGCAAGAGAGCAUAAUGGGGGCAGUUUCAUGCUAUAGUACUGUGCACUUUGGUUAAUGGGCACAUACAUUUUGAUUUUGUGCAGUGGGUUAUGAUUUUUGUUUCCUGUGUAUUUGAUACUUCUGCUUUGCACCUGGAUUCAUGUCUUCAGAGCUGAAAAUGAGACUCUCUGCAGAGAAUACCACUCCUUUACUGGAGGAUAAUCAUGCUGAUAGUGUUUUUCACUGUUGUUAUCACCAUGGUUAUUUUUAUUAUUAUAAUUAUUCUCAAAAGAUUAUUGUUUUUGUCAUUGUUAAAUAUAUAGGCUAUACUUUUUUCCUUCCUCAAUGACUGUCAAGUUGGAGAUUUUUUUUGUUUAUUUUUUUUAUUGUGAGCUACAUCAUAUGUGUCCAAAAACAGAAGGAUGAAAUGCAUCCGUAAAGUGUUACGAGCCCAUAUGGACUGCAUCGGGACAAACGUACGGAGUGGUGAUGGAGGUUCUCUAAUCAGCAUUUCCUGGUUUCCCAAGUAUUCUGCUUGGCCACCAGUGACCGGCACCAGUAUGAACACAGACUCUCACACAGGAAGAGCAGUGCACUCUGGGAAUAGCUUGAUGGAAAUACGAGACGGUGGAGGAAAAAUCCUCCCUUAGCUGGCACAAGAUGCAGGCUCUUCCAUGUUGUACAUGUGGAAUCAAGGGAUCAGCGAAGCCUUUCAUCAUCGCCCUUUAGUUUCUCAGCCUUGCAGGACUCUUGGACUGAGCAGAGGCGCCUGACGCUGAUUUGACUUCCAGUGCGGCGUUAGGUCCUCAAAGACUUUAACACAUUAGUGUUUUCAACCAUCAGUGUGAAAUAGUGCAAUAUGAUGGGCGCUUGAUGCUCAAGCAAGACUGAUAUUGUGAUUUAGACAGUUUUUCUUACCAAUGUUUCAAAAAUUUUAUACCAUCAUAUUUACAGAGCAAAGAAAUGCUUUAGGGUAAUAUUGUAUGACAAAUCUGUACUAGUAAUUCAAGGAAUUUAUUCUCUAGAGAUUUGUUUGCAGAUGACUCCAUAUUUGGAGAGCUCUGUGACUGGUAGAUUAUUGUACUUCGAUAAAACAAACAUAAUAUAGAUUGAAUGAUAGCCUAUGAUUAUCUCUUAACUGUGCUUCAGGAUGUUUGUCAUUACUCUCAGCUGUGUAGCGAUGGGUAAUAGAACCUCAUGUCUUCUGUAACGAUAGUGUUACUGUUUACUCAGCAGUAUGUACCACCAGCCAAUUUCAUUGUCACUCAGAAUUCCUCUGUCUAGCCCAAUUCAUACCUCAAGUUACGUGUGUUGAAUACCCGACUGUAUUACCUUGUCACAAUGUUGUUUAUUAUGUUCUGUUUUAUCACCUUUAAAUGUACAGUUUUCACAGCACAACAUGAAUGUGA
This is a messenger RNA of Menidia menidia (Atlantic silverside), 7285 nucleotides long. The record is from the annotation of a GenBank genome assembly. Lineage: Eukaryota; Metazoa; Chordata; Actinopteri; Atheriniformes; Atherinopsidae.